GGCCGCAACACAAGGCGUGAACGCGGACGCGCUGAGCGCGACGGGAACGCGCAGCACGCUAUACACUACGCCACCGACGCGUAGCCCAGGAACCAUGGAGACCAGCUAGCGGCGGGGCUGCCCGGACACCAGAGCAGCAGCAGGGGGGCUGCCUAGCCUCACGCCGCGCAGCCGUAGCGGGACGGUCCCACGCAACAAGAGAUGGCCCAGGACAUGGCCUUCAGCCCGGACCCCAGUCAGCAUAACUUUACGAGUUCCGAGUACGUCGCCGACGGGGCCGUCGCCGACGACCAGGUCCAACCCUACGACAGCACGCAAGAUGCACAAAAAUGGUAUGAUGACAAUGUGAACGAGGACGCCCAGCAGAAGGCGGAAAGGCUCAAUAGAUUGCGACUCCAGCUCGAGCGAGCCGCGGCCCGGGAAGGCACGUCCACCGGAGCCAUCCUCGAACGACUGGAGGAAUAUGCUCCAGUUAGAGCCGUCUGGACGGAAUAUUUUGAUGAGGAAAACACUCCAUUUUACGUGAACGAAGCUACCGGCGAGACGCGGUGGCAGCUCCCGCGACCGGAGGAGCUCGGUCUCGAGUUAGCUCUCGAUGCGCUGCUUUGCGACGACCCAAAGCUCAAGGAAGAAAAGCUCGCCGAGCUCGCGAAGAAGAAGGCCAUCGACGACGAGAGUUCGCUGAUGACGGGCGAGGACUACUCGUUGGAAGACCAGGAGACGCCGGAGGAGCGGGAAGCGCGCGAAGCGCGGGAACUGGAAGAACGAAUAGCGUGGGAGGAGUCCGAGCGGUUGCGAAUCGAGCAGGAGCGCAUCGACGACGAGCACUUCCGGCGGGGCCAGGCCGAGGCGAAGCAGGCCUCCGUUUCUCUGUUGGCUCGGAAUUUCUAUUUUUCCAUCAAGGACGAGGUCCGUGACUCAGUGUCUGUUUCUGACGUUUUCUGAACUUCAAGGUCGCGUCGAUGGCGUCAGCGCGACGCUACGCCCACGCGACGCCGUCGACGUGGUCGUCAGAGAGUCUACACGUCUCGUGAGUGGACGGAGACGGUUUCGCGACGCCGUCGUUCGACGCAGGCCUGCACGAAGCGCGUACAAGACUGGCUCACGGAGAAGCGCGACGCCCACGAGGCCCAGCAGCGGGAGAUGUACCGGACGAUCAAGGCGGAGUUGAAGGUGAUUGUGCGGCGUCCGAUGUAUGUUCAUCGUUGAGAGCGUCGCGGCGACGGCACGACGCUGUCGUCACGCGACCGCGCGCAGGUCUGCCCCGCGCCGAAGCCCAUCAACGAGUUCGCCGAAGCUCUAGCCGCUGCCGCUCGGGCCGACGAGGGCGAGGAGGGCGCCAACAAAGCCGUCGAUACAUAUGAAAAAACGGAAGAGGCCUCGGCCGCCCGGAAGCUCAAGAUGACCGAAGCAUUGGCCAAGAGAGUCAAGAAGAGGCGCGAAGAUCGCCUCGCGCUGUGGGCGGACGACGGCGACCGCGACGACGACGACGAGGCGUGCGCUUCGAAUCGAUUAGCUGUCGUGCUUGAAGAAGUGAAGGGGCGAGGCGCGGACUUUAGGCACCUGCGGGAAGUGAGAUUAGUCGACUGUCUGAUCACGGAUCAAAAACUUGCGGUCUUAGUAGAGUCGUUGGGCCAAGGCUGCGUUUCCGUAUUAGCGCUGGGCGGCAACCAAAUCACGAAUAUCGGCGCGCGGACGCUGGGCGAAGCUUUACAAGCGCUAGCGCCGCUCCGCGAACUCCAUCUCAACGGCAAUCACAUCGCCGACCCCGGCGUCGAGUUUCUGUGCAAAGGGUUAUUCGGCCACUUAACCGCUGCCGAGAAGAAGGAACAACUGCGUAAAGCUAAGAGACUACAGAGGAUGGCCUCCGCAAAAGCCAAAAGGUUGAACGUCAAGGGGAAAAGCAACUCGCUGACGCCUCCCCCCGUCGCGAAGCCGCAGCCGCCGUCUCGCUUGGCCGUGUUGGAUCUUUGUAGCAAUCCAGUCAGUCCGGAAGGCGCUCGCGCGUUGGCCGAGUCCCUGACGCUAGAACGGUGCCGCCUGACGACUUUAAGGCUAGGAGGCGUCCCCAAAACGCUAGACUGCUUCAAGCCCACCGAGGAAGGCAAUAGAGCGAGGAAAGUGAAUCAAAUAGUCAUCGGCGACGCCGGGGCGAUCAUGCUCUGCGGGGCGUUGUUAUUGAGUCCGGCGGUCUUGGAAGCGAAGGGCCACUCCGGUUUAGAAACGCUGUGUCUGUCGCGGUGCGGCAUCGGUCAGGCCGGAGCGAGGGCAUUAGCUGCCAUGUUGUACUGCGAGCCUUCCCUCACAUCUUUAGAUAUUUCCGGCAAUGCGUUGGAGGGCAAAGGCGUCGGUCGAAGCUUCAAGGAGCGGCCCCUCGCGUCGCGAGUGCUAAAGCGCGGACUGGCCGAGCCGCCGUCCGCACCCUUGCAGGACCUAGAUCGAUCUAGUGGACUGGCCUGUUUGGGCCGGGCGCUGGAAGCCACGUCAUCCCUUAAAAGAGUACUGCACGACGAUGUGGACACUGCUUCAUAUUUUGAUAAAUGCCUAGCCCUAGAUCCGCCAGCGGACUGGAGUAGACGACGACGACUCGGCGUCGACGCGUGUGCGACGCGGGAAUGGUUGUUGUCCUGCUUCAAGGCCGAGGGCAUGGCUCUACCGUCGCCCGGCGCGCGGGAGACGGCGCUGGCGAUGGAAAAUGACAUGACCGAGGAACCGUCGCCAGUGCUGACGCAGCGUCCGUUUCCGACCGUUUCCGAACUUCAACCUUGUGAAGAUGGCGUCAACGCCAUGCUGCGGGUCUACGCGUCUCGCGAGUGAACGGUGUCCGUGCCACGCAGGUGGAGCUCCCCAUCGAGGAGAAGUCCUCUCUCUCCUCAGGCGCCACGACUAGAAGAGCGUCGCAGUUCUUCCGCCACGGGUCGCUGCUGACCGAUGGCUCGGUGGACACCUGUGUGGAAAUCAAAUUUUACGGCGCGUUCGUGCUGCAUCGUCGCGUCGACCUCCACGCCGUCGCCGCGACGCCUGCUCGAUGGCGUGGCGAUGCCGGUUCCUCACCGCUCGACGGAGCCAGCACUGGUUGAUUUCCACACAGGUGGACACGGUGCGAACGGCGGCGUCGCCGAUGCGAUCAUCGCAGCUGGGCCGCGUCGACGAGGAACGUUUGGUGUACGAGCCGUCGUCCUUCCACGAGCGCGGCGAGCUCACGGACGAAAAUUGGCAGAAAAUGAGAAGGCGCGAGGACCGCGAAUUCCGUUUGUCGCAGGGGCUACCCGCGUCGCCCGCCAAGAAGACAAGUGUUAAAAGACGUACUUCGUACGACCAGUACCGAAGCACCUCAUCGAGGACGCCGUCGCAGAUCCUGUCUUCCCUCGAACCCGUAAGUCUCCAGAGCUCAUUGAUCGCUUUUGAUUAUGGCGACGAGCUCUUCGUGGAAGGUGAGAUCGACGAUUCGAACGCUGCUUGUGCCGCGUGGCAGUCGCUCGACGAUGCGUGCAGUGAUGUGUGGCCCCUGUCCUAUCUGGAGUCGCUCGUGCCGACGCCUGUCGGGGACGACGUUUUGAACGUCUUCCACACGCUUAGGAGCGCUCCGGACGACGUUCCGUUGGGUGUCUUGUUCCCUGGGGCUGAUGUCUUGGCUGAAAGGAGUGGUGUUCCCUCGCAAGCUCGCUGGGACGCGCUGUGGCGGUGUUCUCGCUGUCUCGAGGUUCUGGGCCGAGAGAGGGAGAUCCGAGCCGACGCGUCCCGUGCUGUGUUAGAUGCUUCACAAAAAAUUGUGGAGAAGUCGAUCGAUCAAAGACUGAAGCGUCGAUCAGACUUCUGGCAGCACCAAGAGGCUGUUGACGCUUCAUAUGAAGCAGCGUGUGCAGCUCUACGGAGACGCGAAGCCGUCGCGGCGCAGUGCGCGAAGGAUUUGGACGAGAAGAAGGACGCCCUUACACAACUGCUCCAGGACUGUAGAGUAGAUAGAAACAAUGCGAGAGAUCUGGCCAAGAGUCAAGCGAAGUCGGCCAAGAAGGCCGCCCUGGCGUCGCAGCAGGCCGCGACGGCGCUGCGCAAGGCCAUGAAGAAAGCUAAGGCAGACAAAGAGCAGAAACGGGCCGAGGGGAGAGAAACGAUCCACGACGAGCAGGCCCAGGCGCGCGGUGCGAUCGCCGCGUUUUGAACUCGUGUCCAUCGCACGAUGCCGUGGGUGGUUUCUUUGUUGAUUUUGAGCUGUUUCGGACCGCGUCGGGGCCGUCGCGGCGUGUCAGAGAGACAGCGGUCAUGGCGUCUUCACGAGACAUCAUCGUCGUGAACCCACGAGAGUCUACGUGGUCAGCAGGACGCCGUCGAGACCGAUUUGACGGAAAUGCUCCGCGCAGGCGAGACGGACGCCCGCGUCCUCGAAGCCUUGAGAGUUUCAGAUGAGGCGUCCGAAUAUGCCGGGAAGACCGAGGACUUGAGACUGAGAGCCUUGGAGCGCGUCACGGUCGCGGAGACUUGCUUCCAACGAACUUACUUGGAGUUACUACGACUCAAAGCGGACCACGCUGCGGCUGCGGCCGACGUCCGGGACUGGCGAUUUGUAUUGAUGGACUUCGACCGCGCGGAGACUUGCAGGGUCAUCGAACGAUGUAUCGAUGAUGAGCCGUACGGCGACCAACAAAGGAAAGAUGAGGCCUUCCACGCCGCGUGUGAAGAGGAUGCAACGAGAAGCGAAGACGCUACCGUACGAGCUUUUGACCUCGCGGAGCGGUUAAAAACGGCCUCCGAGACCAGAAAAGAGCAGCAGUGCUACGACGAGCACUUAGCGGAAGGUCCGUGCGGCUCGACGGCCAUGGACGACGCCGUCGUCGACGCUCGACGUAAAAGAGAUGCCGCGGACGCUUCUCUCGCCGCAGCUGAUGCGAAACGAAGGUUACUGGUGCGGCUGAACCCCUUCGCGUCCAAGCAACUCGCUGCCGAGCUCAACGCGAACGUCAUAGCCGCCACACAGUGGCGCAAGGCCUGCUGGCAGCGCUGCGGCGACGCGCUGAAGGACGCUUCCGGUUUCAAAGCAAGUAUGCGGGACGGGAACCUGACGCCGCGACGACGGGCGCAGAACGACGUUUCCGUGAAGGCGAAGCAUCCCUCGUCCGAGACAUUGGUGACGGCCUACAACGCCGUGACGGUGAGGGCCGUCAGAGCGAUCGAGUUCGAGCAGCGCGAGGAGCAGCGCGUGCGAGAUGAGGCUAUCAGACUGCGGGAAGAACAGCGGCGCGAUCGGAACGACCAGCUUGCGCAAUUGGCGAAGGUCGACCCGCGGCAAGCUGGUCAUAUGAUUGUACAACGUAUUCGAGCGAUGCGCGACGGGGGCCUGCCGGUCGAUAAAGAUGAUUUGGACGAUCUACGAGCGUUGCGCCAGUCCAAGGCCCGCGCGAUCUCGGCGUCCCGGCGUGUUGGGGUGUCUUCACUUUGUUGCUGGGACUCGUAUCUAGCACACGAUGCCGGGGGUGGUUUCUUGUUCGAGUUUGAGGCUCCGCGCAGGCGCGAAGGGUCGACUCCGGGCCAAGCAGACGCGUCGACUCUUCAAGCGGGCCAAGGCUUUAAGGGACGACGCCUAUGAAGCCGAGUCAGCAGCAAAGCACGCCCUGCAAGCUCUGAUGGACGACAAGGAACGGAAGCGCGUUGAUGAGCUGUUGAG
Messenger RNA from Pelagomonas calceolata, 5662 nucleotides. NCBI's taxonomy places the organism in Eukaryota, Pelagophyceae, Pelagomonadales, Pelagomonadaceae. The record is from the annotation of a GenBank genome assembly.